Molecule: messenger RNA, 838 nt
Organism: Vollenhovia emeryi
Lineage: Eukaryota; Metazoa; Arthropoda; Insecta; Hymenoptera; Formicidae
Gene: mRpL40
Product: 39S ribosomal protein L40, mitochondrial
Exons: 5
Coding region: 69-680 (203 amino acids)
Cellular component (GO): mitochondrial ribosome; mitochondrial large ribosomal subunit
Source: RefSeq, a predicted model, not a curated record
AGCACUGCCGUUCCUUAUCGCCUAAUGAUAUCGUGUAUGUUUUGGUGCGAGGAGGUUAUCCCACGACGAUGAGCGUUUUGAAUUUGUUGCCUGCACUAUCGCGAUUAUCGGUGCACGGUUUACCUGGCGUUCGAAACAUAUCGGCAUGCACCGAUCCGUUGUACUUCAGAGUCACCGGCGCGCUUUUAGGAGAACCAUUGAAGAAAAAGAAAAGAUUAGACCCCGCGAUUAUCAGGGCGCGAGAAGAAAGGAAGAAGAAGAAGAUAGAAAAGCAAAUUCGUAGAUUACAGAAGCAAGUUAAGCAGCUGAAGCCAAUCAGCGAGUUGGAAGUGCCAUCAAAAUUAAUAGACGAAAAGGAGCAAAGACUGCGAAAACUUCCACCGAUAUCGGAAGAGGAGGCGGAGUCUCGGAUUUUAUUGCAAAAGAGCUGGAAUAAAUACAAGACUCAACAGCAUGUCGCUACCGUUCAGGCAAUAGAUUCUAUCUUUUAUUCGCAGCAAAGAGCGCUCGACGAACUGAGGGCGGAAUCUGAGGACUUGUACCAAGAAGCGACACAAUUGGAUUUAGAGCUAUUAUCGCAUACGACGAAAGGUCCGUUAAAAACGCCCGCGAUAGAAAAUUAUGACAGCCCUGAUGGCGAGUAUACGAACAUCACUCGGAAAUUUGACGGAGAGGAAUGAGCGUUUGCUAUACGAAAGAGUGGAUUUCACACCAGAGAAUACGUAUAAAUAAAACGUAUAUUUCCAGCUUAAAAUAUGAAUUCAUACAUUUAAUGUUACAUGAAUUCCUCAUAAAAUAUAGAAAGCGAUAGAAGCAAAUAAACAAUUUAGUAUAAGGA